AUGUUGGGGGAGAGAUUUCCGGAUCAAGUUAUUGCUAGGGUGAGUUUUGGAGCAAGAUUUGGAGCAUUUUGAGCACAAAAAUCGUGAUUUUUGUGCAAUUUUGAGCCAGAAAUUGCUAUUGCUCAUGUUAGAAAAAAUUUCAAAAAAAUUUUAUAACAUGAGCAAUGCUUCUUAAAAUUCCACGUGGGAGUUUUUGAGUCAUUGCUCAUAUUAGAGGAAUUUUCAAAAAAUGCAAAAAUUAGCUCAAAUUUUUGUUAUAACCUGAGCAAUGUUUUCAAAAUCCACGUGGAAUUUUUUAACCCAAUAAAUACGGUAUGUUCCUUUAAAGGCGCCUUUUUCUUCGAAAUUUGGGCAUUGCUCAUAUUAGAAGAAUUUUCUAAAAAUUCAAAAUUAGCUCAAAUUAAUUUAUAACCUGAGCAAUGCUUCCACGUGGAAAAUUUCGACCAAAAAUUAACUUUUAAAGGAGCAUACCGUACCACCCAAGCAUUGCUCAUAUUAUAAAUUGAUGAACUCCAAUUUUCAAGGAACAUACCGUACCAUUUUUGACUUUUUGAAAAAAAAAAUGCCCAAAAUUUUCCAGAUGAAUCCAAAAGGUCGUGUAAUUCUAUGUGGUCAAAUCGCCGUGUACAACACCGAUCUACCGUAUCCGCCACCAAUUCCCUGCGAGACCCAAAAAAUCCUGGAAACCCGCCAAAUUCAAAGGGACAGAUAUCUGGUGUUGAACUAUAAGAACGAUUGGCAAAAAGGCAUUGCUCAGCUUAGAAAAUGGAUGGAAAAUGAUGAGAUUCGGGUGAAAGAGACGAUUUAUGAAGGAUUGCAAAAUGGACCGGCGGCUUUUGUUGAUAUGAUGAAUGGAAAAAAUGUGGGCAAAAUGUUGAUAAGAGUUUGA
Molecule: messenger RNA, 889 nt
Organism: Caenorhabditis angaria
Lineage: Eukaryota; Metazoa; Nematoda; Chromadorea; Rhabditida; Rhabditidae
Source: the annotation of a GenBank genome assembly